UGCUGGGCGACACACUGCUUUUUGUUAUUUUCACCCUCGUCGCGAUAGUUGCAGGCCGCUUAUUGGCGCAGAUCCACUCGUCAACGAUUCUAUAGCAGCCACUCGGGAUAUUAUACAACGCAAAGGGUGUCACAUUGAGCAGAUCACAGCUGCAGGAGAGAAAAACCAGGACGUGACUCUUGUUACAUGCCAUAGGCAUUGUCUCGGAGAUCUCGUUAUACCCACAUCGGUCCCAGACCGAAUGUCGGCAAUCAACACAGAAAUCCCGGGUGUCUGAACAGACACGAACAACAAUGGCAGGCGCGCAGCGAGUCCUGGUCUACCUCCUGCGACGAGAUCUCCGCCUGGCAGACAACCCAAUUUUCAAUGAGAUUGCAAAACUGAACGCCCAGUCAAAGAAGCCCUUCACUCACGUGCUUCCUGUCUACGUCUACCCUGCUGAGCAGGUGGAAGUAUCUGGGUUCUUGGCCCCCGGACAAGAGAAGUCGCCAUACAAGGAGGCACGCAGCCGAGUGGGCAACUUCUGGCGAUGCGGCACUCACCGCGUCAAGUUCCUCGCUGAGAGCGUGUGGGACCUGAAGAAAGAUUUACAGAAGGUUCAAAGCGACCUGAUCAUCCGGAUCGGGUCAGUCAAGGAUGCAGUAGAAUCGAUCUUGGAAGGCUUUCGCGGCAAAGAGGGCGCUGAGCUUCACGGCCUGUGGAUGACGAGUGAGGAAGGAUGGGAGGAGCAGAAUGAGGAAGAGGCAGUGAAGGCCAUGAUUGAGAAGGACGGCAAAGAAUUCAAGCUAUGGGUCGAUGAGAAGUACUACAUCGAUGAUCGAGACAUUCCUUUCAAGGAUUCGAGGGAGCUCCCCGAUGUCUUCACGACUUAUCGUAAGAUGGUCGAACCUCUGAGAGAUGCUCCACGCAAGGAACUUCCAAAGCCGGAGCAGCUACUCCCACUACCAGAUCACAUCCCUAAUCAGGCAGCACCCUUCAAGAUCCCCUCUUCGUACGAUGAAGUUCUUGCGGCUCUCAAGAAACCUCUUGAGGAGAAGCCCGUCGAUAUCAAAGGGCCACCAAAGCUUCCCCAAGACGCAAAGUCGGCACAUCCGUUUGUCGGAGGCUCCAAAGCUGGUCACGAACGCGUGGAUCAUCUGAUUGAAUCAGGCUCGAUGAGCUCUUACAAAGAUACCAGGAACGGGCUACUAGGCCUUGACUUCAGCACCAAGCUCUCUGCAUGGUUGGCUCUAGGCUGCAUCUCUGCGCGGCAAGUGCACUGGAAGCUUUUGGACUUUGAGAAUGGCAAGGGGUCUCGCGCGCAGGCCGCAGAUGGGUAUGGCAAAGGAGAGAAUAAGGGCACAGCAGCGGUACGCUUCGAACUCCUCUGGCGCGACUACAUGCGUCUCUGCACUCGCAAAUUCGGCAUGCGGCUCUUCUUCAUUGAUGGCUACCGCGGCGAUGCCGACGCCGUGAACAAGUUCAUCAGUUCGCCCUACACCCACUCAACCAACAAGAAGAACAAAAAAGGUGUAGACGACGAAAACACUCGUCGCGUUGUUGAGCGUUUCCUGAAUGGAACCACAGGAACAGGGCUCAUCGACGCGUCGCAGCGAGAGCUGUGGUUGACAGGUUGGACCUCCAACCGCGCCAGGCAAAACGUUGCAUCGUAUCUGUCCAAGCAUCUCGGCAUCGACUGGCGACUAGGAGCAGAAUGGUACGAGAGCAAUCUCAUUGACUACGAUGUCUCAUCCAACUGGGGCAACUGGCAGUAUGUUGCAGGUGUGGGAAAUGAUCCUCGAGGCGAUGCCAGGGUCUUCAAUCCCGUGAAGCAAGCUGUUGACUACGAUACCAACGGAGAGUAUGUUCGGACCUGGGUUCCCGAACUUCGCGACGUCGGUCGUGGCGAAGGUGGACAGCAACAAGGAGGCGGCGACAGUAUGGAAUCUCUGAUGGGAGUAUUCCAGGCCUGGAGAGUGCCACCUGAAGAAAAGAAGCGUCUUGGGCUGGAAGGUGUGGAAUUCGUUGAGUCGCCACUGAUUCGAAUUGACUUCUCGGUCAAUCGUCGUGGUGGUGGACGUCCACGAGGACGAGGAAGAGGUAGGGGUGGUCGUGGAGGAGACCGUGGCAGACGCGGUCAGUAGUCGAUAUUUGUACAGUACGAAAACAUAUGAAGUACGCGUCACAGAGCGUCAGUCGCAAAAUUGCAUGACAAGUCAUUGCCAAUGGCAAUGGUGACCACGCGAGAUAUGAA
This is a messenger RNA of Cercospora beticola, 2233 nucleotides long. RefSeq lists its product as uncharacterized. Lineage: Eukaryota; Fungi; Ascomycota; Dothideomycetes; Mycosphaerellales; Mycosphaerellaceae. Gene Ontology annotation, molecular function: deoxyribodipyrimidine photo-lyase activity; FAD binding; damaged DNA binding. The record is from RefSeq and is a predicted model, not a curated record. Gene Ontology annotation, biological process: photoreactive repair.